AUGCUUUCGCAUAAGGUCUGGCUGCGGCUUAGCCCGGGCUCGCCAGUGAAGCGCCUCCGCGCCGGCUACGCAGCGGGUGCAGCCUUGGAGAGCCAACCAAGAAGCCCGCUUCUGGUGGCCGACGAUGUGGCCCUGGGCAGCUUGGGGGCCAUGGAGCUUCUUCGCCGGAUCCGGGAUGGAGGCGCAGAGCACUCACAAACCCUGAAGAACUUUGAAAGCCACCGCCACGCAGCUCAGAUCUCAGGCGAAGUUCAGCUGCGCUCAGCAACUCUCCUGGCGGUCGCCUCCAGCGGCACGCCGAGCUCGGAGACGUCUCUUGGAACCUUUGCAACCGCAACCGAGAAGCGUUUCCUGCGACAUUUUCUGAUGCUGGGCUGGACAUGGGCAGUAGAGAACGUUGUGGAGGUCUACUCCACCAUUCUCUCGGCACGGCUGAGUUCCAAACUCUCGACGCUGGGCAAGGUCCACGGGAAGGCACUGCUGGAGGUCUAUGAAUUCGCCCGCACCGCUUUCAAGCGCAGCCCGAAAGCGCCAUACUUGACCUGGACACUGCGGGACGUGGCCCGGGCUUUGGCUGGCAUACUGGCAGCAGCGGCAGAUGACACGUCUCCGGAUACCCUUCGCGCCGCCUUCCAUCAUGAAGUUGAUCGCGUUUUCAAAGACAAGUUGAAGACAAGCAUUCACAAAGAGCUACUGCAGCAACACCUCCAAACCAAGCCGCUUGCAUCACUUGAAGCGUCCGCCACAGGGGAGGGCACGCCCAUGCGUGCGCCCGUGCGUGCCUUUUCAUGCAAAAAGACGGAAAGCUUACUGUAG
Symbiodinium pilosum is the source of this 816-nucleotide messenger RNA. NCBI's taxonomy places the organism in Eukaryota, Dinophyceae, Suessiales, Symbiodiniaceae. The record is from the annotation of a GenBank genome assembly.